Molecule: messenger RNA, 3440 nt
Organism: Carcharodon carcharias (great white shark)
Lineage: Eukaryota; Metazoa; Chordata; Chondrichthyes; Lamniformes; Lamnidae
Product: prolyl 4-hydroxylase subunit alpha-2-like
Exons: 17
Coding region: 234-1904 (556 amino acids)
Biological process (GO): peptidyl-proline hydroxylation to 4-hydroxy-L-proline
Cellular component (GO): endoplasmic reticulum
Molecular function (GO): protein binding; procollagen-proline 4-dioxygenase activity; L-ascorbic acid binding
Source: RefSeq, a predicted model, not a curated record
UACAGCGUGUUUUCAGGAGCUCUGUAGCUUCUAGAAACCUCACUACUCUCUGCCCGCAGCUCCUCGUUGAGUUGUGCUUGAAGUUAAUGGGAGAGUGUCCGAUCCUCUUAUAUAAGCAAUGUUUUGGUCAGAAUGUUCCUUAAAUUCCCCCCAUGGCCACGUUUAGUUACAAAGUAAGGACCAGGAAAAUUCAACUCCAGUGUUAAAAACGAUUUCUCCCACGUUCAUUGAAGAUGAAGCAUUGGAUUCCUUUUCUUCUGCUGGCAAUCGGGUGCUAUGUCUGGCAAACACAAGCUGAAUUCUUCACAUCCAUAGGUCAGAUGACAGACUUAAUCUAUGUGGAAAAAGACCUGGUGAAAUCUCUGAAAGAAUAUAUAAAAGCAGAAGAGAGUAAAUUAACAGAAGUUAAAAGCUGGGCUGAAAAGCUGGAUCAGCUGACACGCACAUCAACCUCUGACCCAGAAGGAUAUCUUGGUCAUCCAGUGAAUGCAUACAAACUCAUGAAACGGCUGAACACAGAUUGGCCAAAACUGGAGAGUUUGGUUCUACAGCAGACCUCUGAUGCAUUCAUUGCUAAUCUCUCGAUCCAACGGGAGAACUUUCCGACAGAUGAAGAUGAGAGUGGAGCGGCGAAGGCCCUCUUGCGUUUGCAGGACACCUACAGACUGGAUUCAGAAAGUAUAUCCAAGGGCAGGCUGCCAGGCGCGCAGCAUAUCGUCUUCCUGACUGUCGAGGAUUCCUUUGAGCUGGGGAAGAUAGCAUACAAUGAUGGUGAUUACUACCACACCGUACUGUGGAUGCAGCAAACCCUCAAGCAGCUGGAAGAAGGGGAGCCUAGUGCCGUAACACAGGCUGAAGCACUGGACUACCUCAGCUACUCUGUAUACCAGAUGGGCGACAUCCAUCGUGCUGUUGAUCUAACAAAGCGCUUAAUUGCUGCCGAUCCAACACAUUCAAGAGCACAGAGUAACCUCGACUACUUUAAGAACUUGAUGUAUGAAGAGGGGAAAAGUGAUCAAAGAAUGGAUGAAGAAUUCUAUCAAUCUCAGUCAAAGGAGGAGGUCUACAUGCGGCCAGAUAACUAUCUAUCUGAGCGGGAUUCAUAUGAAGCUCUGUGUAGAGGAGAAGGAGUUAAAAUGACUACUCGAAGACAAAGAAGGCUCUUCUGCCGAUAUCAAAAUAAUAACAACCACCCGCGCUUAAUUAUCGCCCCAAUUAAAGAAGAGGACGAGUGGGACAGUCCACACAUUGUCCGUUUCCAUGAGAUGCUGUCCGAAACAGAAAUUGGAAAAAUUAAAGAGAUAGCCAAGCCCUUGCUGGCUCGAGCAACUGUGCGUGACCCUAAAACUGGUGUUCUAACUGUAGCCAAUUACAGAGUGUCAAAAAGCGCGUGGUUGGACGACGAUGAGCAUCCCAUUGUGAAGCGAAUCAACCAACGAAUAGGGGACAUUACGGGUCUGGAAAUGGAGACUGCAGAGUUACUUCAGGUGGCCAAUUACGGGGUCGGAGGGCAGUAUGAGCCUCAUUUCGAUUUCUCCAGACGCCCUUUCGACAGCAAUCUUGCGACGCUGGGGAAUAGACUAGCCACCUUUCUAAAUUAUAAAGAUGAACCUGAUGCUUUCAAAGAAUUAGGCACUGGGAAUCGUCUUGCCACUUUUUUAAACUAUAUGAGUGACGUUCCAGCAGGAGGAGCCACGGUAUUUCCUGACUUUGGUGCUGCCAUAUACCCAAAAAAGGGCACGGCAGUCUUUUGGUAUAACCUUUUUAGAAGUGGAGAAGGUGAUUAUAGAACACGGCACGCAGCCUGCCCAGUAUUAGUAGGAAGUAAAUGGGUUUCCAACAAAUGGAUACAUGAGAGGGGACAAGAGUUCAAGAGACCGUGUGGAUUGACAGAGGUGGAUUGAUUUUAUGGACCACCAUGCUGUUAUCCCUGUUUAUACCUUUCUGUUCUUUUAUCAGGACAAGCAAACAGUCAGGAUUUGAUUUUUCCCCUUCAAAUGCCAAUCACCUCAUGCAUUCCUGUUUGAUCAGAUCAUUGCUGUUAUUUUCAUUCCAUUUGAUGUUUUUUUCUCCCCCACCCCACCACCUCCAGGCCCUCCCAGAAACUCGAUGAGAAAAAGCCCUUCUUGUAUUUUCAGUUGGUUGGUCAUCCCCUGCAAGAAGCUAAUUCAAUCUAAAUGGCAACGAAUAAAGUAAUAGAGCAGAGUACUCAUGUAGUGCUCUCUGGGAGAAGACAGCAAUAUCCUUUCACUCUAGAGAAAGAAGUGGGUGAAAAUAUCAGAGCAUUCAUUCAUCCUCUGUCCUACUGUCUUACAAAUUGGAAUAGAGAAAAAUGUGCAGUUUGGACCCAUCAUUCUUCCGCAUGGAUACAGCUCCAUGCUUCUCCCAUUCUUCACACCCCUCAGCCGCAACGCACUUGGGCAAUCUCUGCCUUUUGAGAUGUUCAAAACCCUGUUGAAACACCCCAGUUAAGGAGAACGUUCAUGUGAAAGCUGAUUGUCCAUUCUGACCAUUUACUUACCUAUUUACCUGAGGAGGAUUUCAUACUGUCAUUUUGACUGCUUAUUUUCGCUUUGAGGAGCUCUUCAACAGACUUCCAUUCCUAUGUCAGCGUCUGAUUGUCAUAUUCAAAUCAUCUUUUUUCUAAAUUGCAGAUGUCAAGUUCUGCCUUUAAGUACCAAAUUGACCCAAAUCCAUUCUAAGUUGCAGUAAGACAAAUGUGCGAACAGAGUGUGUCCAGGCUUUUUUUUAGUAACAAUCUAAACUGUUUCCCUGAGAAACUCCAAUGCAAUGAAAAUGAGCCAUGGUUCAGAGGUUAAUAUGUAGCAGCCUAAGAAGAGGGCCCACUGCCACCUUCUUGGGACAUUAGGUGUAAUAGGCAAAAGAUGCUGCUUUGUCAGCGUUACCCACAUCCAGAGGACAAAUGAAAAUACAAAGAACUGGGCCCUGUUGUCAAUGUUAACCUGGAUAAUUUGGUGGAAAAACAUCGCUGGCUCCAACUUGAUCAAUAUUUUUGAGCAAGGUCAGCACAGGUUCAUGCUGGGAAAAGGAUGCAACUUUGUGCAAAGUGCAUUCCUGCGAAGUUCCUUCUUGCCUUGGUACUUGACCCAACAACUGGGGGGGGGGGCAAGGAUAUUUCGGAUGGCAGGGUUUUCCGUCACGCCGUGCCCACUGACACUCCCUGCCCUGCGGCCAUUUCACGCUCCAGUGAGUGGGAAUUAACUGCAGACGGGACUGCCGCCCCCUCACUCGGGAGGCAAGGCUCUCUGGUCCCUGCAGCAACAGAAGCUGCAAUGGACAAGAAACGGAAGUUGAUGAAGUCGAUGGAGCCGAAGCCCCAGGAGUAACACAGAUAGGUGCAUUUUUGCGAUCUCAGAACAGGGAGCGUCAGGAAAGCCUGGGGAGUGUGUUUGGGAGGGGAUGAGGUUGGAUUGUGGGAG